Molecule: messenger RNA, 726 nt
Organism: Hibiscus syriacus
Lineage: Eukaryota; Viridiplantae; Streptophyta; Magnoliopsida; Malvales; Malvaceae
Exons: 2
Coding region: 148-492 (114 amino acids)
Source: RefSeq, a predicted model, not a curated record
UUCCACCCCUUCAAAAAAUAGAAGUUUUACCACAUUAAUUUUCAUUUGCUUCCUACCAUCUCAAGAUCUCCCCUAUUUCCUCCCUGCAAUUUUUGUUCUUUUCUUUUCUUUUCUUUUUCCUUCCCAUUUCGCGGGAGACCUUUCUGAAUGUUUCCAAUGGCUUCUUCAAAGAAACGGGCAACCUCCAUUUCCUCCAUUGCUUCUCUCAUGUAUUUCCUCCUCAUAAUCUUCCAAAUCCCUCUUUUCAGGGUACAAUGUAGAUUUGGAAUCUGCAGAACUCCCAUUGAGAUAACAUCCUCCCAGUUGAUUGCCACUGAACUCUUCCCUACACAUGUAGUUAAGGUCCUUCUAUAUCCAGGGGCAAUUGUCAAUGGCGUUAUAAAGAACAAAACUCUUCCAAGUUACAGCAAAUUGCUCAGCUUAUAUAACUCCCCCAGUUCAAGGAAAUCGACUGCAGUAUCCGAUCUCCAGCGCCUUGAGGUUGGUUUAUGACUCGUAUGCAUUGCUUCGAUUAAUCUGCAGUUAGAUAAGCACUAAUAUUUCAACAUUUGGACUACAUCAGAUUGUUGCAGGAAGCUACUUGUCUGUGGUGGGAGCUUUUGUAGGUCUGUCAAGGCGAGGAAGGAUGAGCCUCUUUGGGACAAUGCUUAUCAUCUGGGGCUUUCUUAGAGAAAACAUCCUGGGACAAUUUCAAUGCAUGUUCCGCACAGAAUCUAUCCGAAUGUU